AUGGAGGCCUUGAGUAGAAUGAUAUCGGCGGCGGUUACGCAUGGGUUUAUGGCUGGAUUUCCGAUUGGUGAUCCCAACAAGGGCAUUAUUACUUUAUCUCAUUUACUUUUUGCAGAUGAUACGCUCCUAUUCUGUGAGGCAGAUCGUGACCAGUUGAGGGCAUUAAAGGCAUUGUUAUUAUGUUUUGAAGCAGCAUCCGACCUCAAAGUUAACUUUGACAAGUCAGAGCUAGUGCCGGUGGGGAACGUGAGCAACACAAGGCAGAUAGCUAGUAUUCUUGGGUGCAAGGUAGCUUCUCUUCCCAUGACCUAUUUAGGAUUGCCGUUGGGGGCUGCUGUAAGGGCCUCAUCUAUAUGGGAUCCAGUCAUUGAGAAGAUAGAAAGGAAAUUGGAAGGAUGGAAAAGAUUGUACUUGUCGAAAGGUGGCCGGUUAACUCUCAUCAAGAGUAUCCUUUCUAACUUACCUACGUACUUCUUAUCUUUGUUCCAAUUGCCUGCAAGGGUAGCCGCGAGGAUUGAAAAACUGUAUCGUGAUUUCUUAUGGAGUGGGAUAGGGGAUGAAUUCAAAUUCCAUCUGAUCAGUUGGGACAAGGUGUGUAGACCACUCUCGUCAGGUGGUUUGGGUAUAAAAAAUCUAAGAACAUUUAAUCGGGCCCUGCUCGGGAAGUGGCUAUGGAGGUAUAACACGGAGAUAGAGUUUUAUGGAAACUUGUUAUUGAUUGUAAAUAUUAGGGCUGCAACCCGAGCAACCCGUUAA
Molecule: messenger RNA, 756 nt
Organism: Juglans regia (Persian walnut)
Lineage: Eukaryota; Viridiplantae; Streptophyta; Magnoliopsida; Fagales; Juglandaceae
Exons: 1
Coding region: 1-756 (251 amino acids)
Source: RefSeq, a predicted model, not a curated record